AUGAUGCGUUUGGCGCGAUUCACUCAGAGUUUCUCGUUUAACAAAAAUGCGGCCAAGCAUCGCGGCAGCGGCAGCAGCAACGGAAACGGGACCGGAAACGGAAACGGAAACGGCCAGGGGUUAGGUGGCACCAACGGCCUGGCAGCCAGUGGCGGCGUUGGAGGGGGCGGCGGGAGUGGGAGUGGCAGCGGCAGCGAGGGCGGCGGCAGCGGCAGCGGAAGUGGGAGUGGCAAGCGGAAAUCAAAGACAAGAACAAAGUGCUUCGGUGGCACAGUGUUUCGGUGUUGCCUCCCUUGUCGCGGGGGCGGCUCCGCAGCCCCCGCCACAAGUCCGCCCCAAACACCCGCCCAAUCGCCGGAGGAUUUCAAGGCCAUUGGCGGUCCGGAGGAUACGAGCAGCGGUGCUGGUGGUGCUAGUGGUGCGGAAAAGCCCAGAGAGCAGAAGCAGAAGCAGAAGCAAAGCAACCAGAAGGAGGACUCGGAUCUGCUGAAUCGCAGCGAAUCCGAGCUGGAUCUGUACGGCGGCGGCCAGAAGAAGCACUCGCUGGCGGACACCAUCGACACAUCGGUCACCACACCGAUCUCCCUGAAGACCCUCAUCAACGACGUGGACGAGGAGCUGGACCAGCAGCUGAGUGCGGCGGACAUAGCGGCAGCCAGCUUGGCCAGCGGUCUGGUGGCCCGCCGAGCGGAACCGGAAACGCUGAGCGACGCCAGCGUCUCACCCACCGCGGUGGUGCAGCAGCAGCAGCAGCAGCAGCCACUCUUGCAAUCACAGCCAUCACAGCCACAACCCAAUUUGGUGCCCAGCAGCGGCAACAUCCUCAGCCAGGUCACCCUGUACAGCGGCACGAAUCCCGGCCAGAAUCCAGGCCAAAAUCAGCAGGCCAAUCCCAGUCCCAAUUCGAACUCAAACCAAAAUCCCAACCAGAAUCAACAGCAGAAUCGCUGCAGCUGCCAGCCGCAGACUUCCCCACUGCCGCAUAUCAAGGAGGAGGAGGAGUCCGAGCAGCAGGCCAACUUCAAGCACCAGUCGAGCCUCAAGGAGCAGCAGCAGCAACUGCCGCCGCCGAUCACCAUAGCCAGCGGCUACUGUGGCAGCUGCGAGAGCGUCCACCACUCGUCGGCCACCUCGUCGUCGGCGGGCACAGUGCCCACUGGUAGUCAGCAGCCGCAGGAGUACAUUGCAGGUACCUCCUCGACCCCCUCGCCGCGCAUCAAACUAAAGUUCCGCAAGCCGCACAAGUCCUGCUGGUCGCGCAUCGUCCUUGCGCCCAUUGGAUCGACGGGCGGCUCCUCGUCGGCCACCACUGUCAUCGGCAGCAACUCGAACGAGACCUUGGCCUCCAGCAGCACCACCGGCGGCACAGCCACCCAGAACAGCACCCAGAACAGCAGCAGCGUCAGCGUUGCCGCCCACCACCGGCUGACCUCGUCGUCGGCCUCCGCCCUCGCCUCCUCGCACCCCAGCAACUCGCAGCUGCUGCCCACCAGCAAAAUGCAGGCGGAGCAGGGGUCAAUCGGCGACCUGCAGAAGUACCACAGUCGGUACCUCAAGAAUCGUCGCCAUACGCUGGCCAACGUUCGGUGA
Molecule: messenger RNA, 1590 nt
Organism: Drosophila takahashii
Lineage: Eukaryota; Metazoa; Arthropoda; Insecta; Diptera; Drosophilidae
Source: RefSeq, a predicted model, not a curated record